AUGGAAGGAUCAGAGAUUGUCGCCGACGACGCUUAUUCGAUAGGUUGCACGCGGAAGGCUGCGAUAUCAUCCGGGGGCGAUCACGAUAAUAAGGAAUCAACUCGAUUCGCAGGUUUGACGAUGCGACGUGGGGGCGGACGGGCUUCUUUGGUUAAUCCUUGA
This is a messenger RNA of Glarea lozoyensis ATCC 20868, 162 nucleotides long. RefSeq lists its product as uncharacterized. The transcript has a single exon. Bases 1 to 162 code for a protein of 53 amino acids. The record is from RefSeq and is a predicted model, not a curated record. NCBI's taxonomy places the organism in Eukaryota, Fungi, Ascomycota, Leotiomycetes, Helotiales, Helotiaceae.